Messenger RNA from Coccinella septempunctata (seven-spotted ladybird), 2709 nucleotides. It is a transcript of the gene TER94, whose product is annotated as transitional endoplasmic reticulum ATPase TER94. Gene Ontology annotation, molecular function: ATP binding; ATP hydrolysis activity; polyubiquitin modification-dependent protein binding. Lineage: Eukaryota; Metazoa; Arthropoda; Insecta; Coleoptera; Coccinellidae. Gene Ontology annotation, cellular component: VCP-NPL4-UFD1 AAA ATPase complex; cytosol; nucleus. The record is from RefSeq and is a predicted model, not a curated record. The transcript has 10 exons. Gene Ontology annotation, biological process: mitotic spindle disassembly; retrograde protein transport, ER to cytosol; autophagosome maturation. The coding region runs from base 154 to 2583 and encodes 809 amino acids.
AUUGUUGUCUUCUGUCAAAAGUUGGAAUUAUAAGGCGAAGUCAGUCUGAAAGCAGUGAACGUUAAAAAUUUUAUAACUUUUCUAAGUUAUAUCGCAGUGUUUUUUCUUGAAUUACAAUAAGAAUAUUUUAUAAAUUAAAAUAAAUCUAAAGUUAUGGCUGAUAAGAAAAAAGGAAGCACAAGUAAUGCACCGGAGGAUUUGUCUACCGCUAUUCUCAAAAGGAAAGAUCGUCCAAAUAGGCUCAUCGUUGAAGAGGCAAUCAAUGAUGAUAACUCAGUGGUUGCUCUUUCGCAAGCUAAAAUGGAUGAACUUCAGUUAUUUAGGGGGGACACUGUUUUACUCAAAGGAAAGCGAAGAAAAGAGACUGUGUGCAUUGUUCUCUCUGAUGAAACCUGCCCAGAUGAGAAAAUUCGAAUGAACAGAAUUGUGAGAAACAAUCUCAGAGUUCGUCUCUCAGAUGUAGUAUCUAUUCAAGCAUGUCCAGAUGUGAAAUAUGGAAAAAGAAUUCAUCUCCUUCCCAUCGAUGAUACUGUUGAAGGUCUUGUCGGAAAUUUAUUCGAAGUAUAUUUGAAACCAUACUUCCUUGAAGCAUAUAGGCCUAUUCACGUUGAUGAUGUUUUUGUUGUGAGAGGAGGUAUGAGAGCAAUUGAGUUCAAGGUCAUCGAGACAGAUCCUACUCCAUAUUGUAUUGUCGCUCCAGACACAGUGAUACAUUGUGAUGGGGAUCCAAUCAGUCGGGAGGAAGAGGAGGAAUCUCUUAAUUCAGUAGGUUAUGAAGACAUUGGAGGAUGCAGGAAGCAAUUGGCUCAAAUCAAGGAGAUGGUUGAGCUUCCAUUGCGUCAUCCUUCUUUGUUCAAAGCUAUAGGUGUUAAGCCACCUCGUGGUAUCUUGCUCUAUGGACCUCCCGGUACUGGUAAAACACUUAUUGCUAGAGCCGUUGCAAAUGAGACAGGCGCAUUCUUUUUCCUGAUCAAUGGACCUGAGAUUAUGAGCAAAUUGGCGGGAGAAUCUGAGAGUAAUUUGAGAAAGGCAUUUGAAGAAGCCGAUAAGAACUCGCCAGCUAUAAUUUUCAUCGAUGAAUUGGAUGCUAUCGCGCCAAAACGUGAAAAGACUCACGGAGAAGUUGAAAGACGUAUUGUUUCCCAACUUUUGACCCUUAUGGAUGGUAUGAAGAAGAGCUCUCAUGUUAUUGUUAUGGCUGCCACAAACAGACCUAACUCCAUUGACCCUGCUCUGAGGAGAUUUGGAAGAUUUGACAGAGAAAUUGACAUUGGUAUUCCUGAUGCUACAGGAAGAUUAGAAGUUUUGAGAAUACAUACUAAAAACAUGAAAUUAGCUGAUGAUGUAGAUUUAGAACAAAUAGCUGCAGAAACACAUGGUCAUGUGGGUGCUGACUUGGCAUCUUUGUGCUCAGAGGCAGCUUUACAACAAAUCAGGGAAAAAAUGGACCUCAUCGACUUGGAAGACGAUCAGAUCGACGCCGAAGUACUGAACUCUCUGGCCGUCACCAUGGAGAACUUCCGUUACGCCAUGUCUAAAAGUAGUCCGAGUGCUCUACGUGAAACCGUUGUCGAAGUUCCUAACAUCACUUGGGACGAUAUCGGUGGUCUCCAGAACGUCAAGAAGGAAUUGCAAGAAUUGGUUCAGUACCCAGUUGAACAUCCGGAUAAGUUCCUCAAGUUCGGCAUGCAGCCAUCUCGCGGUGUCCUGUUCUACGGACCGCCCGGUUGCGGUAAGACUCUCCUCGCCAAGGCCAUCGCUAAUGAGUGCCAGGCCAACUUCAUCUCUGUUAAGGGACCCGAGUUACUCACCAUGUGGUUUGGAGAAUCUGAAGCCAAUGUCAGAGAUAUAUUCGACAAGGCCCGGUCUGCUGCUCCAUGUGUGCUCUUCUUCGAUGAAUUAGAUUCUAUUGCCAAAUCGAGAGGUGGAAGUGUGGGAGAUGCUGGAGGUGCAGCUGACAGGGUAAUAAACCAGAUUUUAACUGAAAUGGACGGUAUGGGCGCCAAAAAGAAUGUUUUCAUCAUUGGAGCCACAAAUAGGCCAGACAUCAUCGAUCCCGCUAUUUUGAGACCUGGACGUCUAGAUCAAUUAAUUUAUAUUCCAUUGCCUGAUGAGAAGUCACGUGAGGCAAUCUUUAAGGCAAACCUUAGAAAAUCGCCUGUUGCCAAAGAUGUAGAUCUCGUUUAUAUCGCUAAGGUGACACAUGGAUUCUCAGGUGCCGAUUUGACUGAGAUAUGUCAAAGGGCUUGCAAACUUGCCAUCCGUCAAAGUAUCGAGUCAGAGAUUAGGAGGGAAAGAGAAAGGGUUGAGAGUACGAGCCUUGCCAUGGACUUGGAUGAUGACGAUCCAGUCCCAGAGAUAACCAAGGCUCAUUUCGAAGAGGCGAUGAGGUUUGCUAGGCGGUCUGUUACCGAUAACGAUAUCCGUAAAUACGAAAUGUUCGCUCAAACUCUUCAACAGUCGAGAGGAUUUGGAACAAACUUCCGCUUCCCAACAGCUGCUGGACAAUCUGCGACACCUGGCGGUACAGGUGGAGAUCAGGGCAACUUCCAAGAUGAUCCGGAAGAUGAUCUUUAUAGUUAAGCACUCUGGAAAUUAUGCACCCCUUUUUAUAUUUAUCCCCUUCAAUUUUUUCAGUUUAGAUAAUUUCAAAUUGAUAAUAAUGUACCAUUAUUAUAAUUUUGAUUACGAUAAAAGUUUGUAAAGUUA